Molecule: messenger RNA, 1260 nt
Organism: Talaromyces proteolyticus
Lineage: Eukaryota; Fungi; Ascomycota; Eurotiomycetes; Eurotiales; Trichocomaceae
Exons: 4
Coding region: 1-1071 (356 amino acids)
Biological process (GO): ubiquitin-dependent protein catabolic process; positive regulation of proteasomal ubiquitin-dependent protein catabolic process; protein polyubiquitination
Cellular component (GO): cytoplasm; ubiquitin ligase complex
Molecular function (GO): ubiquitin protein ligase activity; ubiquitin conjugating enzyme binding
Source: RefSeq, a predicted model, not a curated record
AUGUCUGAUGCGUUUGCUUUCAUGGAAGAUGAGGACACAGUUUCCUUAGCUAUUCAGCUUCAGAUGGAAGACAUCAGUGACACCGAAUCAGGAAAUAAAGGCAAAAUACGAGAGGACGACGUUUGCGAUGCCGAUGUUGCUCGUCGUAUUUAUAUGGACGAACUGAAAAAUUUAGAGUCUAUUGUUACCGACCGCAGGAUAAGUCGAAGCAUGGCAUCUGCUGUGAUUUCAGAUGGACCCCUCUCGUCAAAGCAUAGUGGUCGGAAGUCUUUAGAGGUUCAUGUUCGAUGCGAUGUAUGUCAUGAAUCGAAUCUAUUUUUUGAUGUCACGCAGGUGCCGUGUAGCCAUAGCUACUGCACAGAAUGCUUGGGACAGCUGUUCAACGCUUCACUGGUUUACGAGUCCCUUUUCCCUCCUCGGUAUUGUCGGAAGUCAAUACUGAUAGAGCCCAUUCGAUUUUUUCUGGACUCAGAACUCAAUGAAAAGUUCGUUCGCAGAAAGACCGAGCUUGAGACUCCGAAUAGAACCUACUGCUACCAGCCAUCAUGUUCGUCAUGGAUUGGCCCAAAAAAAAUCGUCGGUGACCUAUGCACCUGCCAGUCUCAUGAUGGUGAUUGUCCUCAAGAACCGGCAAUCAAAGAGCUUCACGACCUUGCAAAAAGCAACGGAUGGCAAGAGUGUCACAAUUGCCACAGAAUAGUUGAACUAGGCAUGGGAUGCAUCCACAUCAUUUGUCGUUGUGGCGCUGAAUUCUGCUACCAAUGCGGGGAUAGAGGGAAGACUUGUCAAUGCCCACAAUGGGAAAAGGCGAAUCUCUUAGACCGAGCGAUUAAUAUUGCAAAUCGAGCGAAUAGAGGCAAUGUGCAAGCCAAUGGGCAAGCCAAUGCUGAGCAGAUUGAAAUAGCGGUUGGUCAUUUGCGGGAGCACCAUGACUGUCAAUAUACGGUGUGGAGAUCAGUCAGAGGACCUCACAGAUGCGAAGAAUGUCGAGACCAUCUGGCCAACUUCAUUUAUCUGUGCCAGGAAUGCGGAACUCAAGCUUGUCGUCGUUGUAGAUUGAACCGGAUGUAAGAUUGCGCAUGUACUCUUGACUGUUGGUAGCAGAUUGGGGGUUGCGUAAGGGUGUCGCGACACAUUCGCUGUUCUGGAACCAAAAUGUUAAAGGAUAUGAGGAUUAUUACAUGUGUAUAAUCGCCGUUAGCACGGACGAGUGUGUCGAGUGAUACAUUAUUAGUGACAGUACUUGGCGUGCCGAACGAC